Dothidotthia symphoricarpi CBS 119687 is the source of this 381-nucleotide messenger RNA. Its product is annotated as L30e-like protein. The record is from RefSeq and is a predicted model, not a curated record. Gene Ontology annotation, cellular component: precatalytic spliceosome; small-subunit processome; nucleolus. Gene Ontology annotation, biological process: maturation of SSU-rRNA; mRNA splicing, via spliceosome; ribosome biogenesis. Lineage: Eukaryota; Fungi; Ascomycota; Dothideomycetes; Pleosporales; Dothidotthiaceae. The coding region runs from base 1 to 381 and encodes 126 amino acids. Gene Ontology annotation, molecular function: RNA binding. The transcript has 3 exons.
AUGGCCGAAGACAACUCCGCUGCUUGGCCCCAGGCCGACCAGGCUCUCUCGCAAGAGAUCCUCGACCUUGUCCAGCAGGCCACCCACUACCGCCAGCUGAAGAAGGGAGCCAACGAAGCUACCAAGACGCUGAACCGUGGUAUCGCCGAGAUUGUCAUCCUCGCCGCUGAUACUUCUCCCCUUGCCAUUCUUCUCCAUCUUCCUCUGCUCUGCGAGGACAAGAACGUCCCUUACGUGUACGUUCCCAGCAAGAUGGCACUCGGCCGCGCCUGCGGAGUAGCUCGCGCCGUCAUCGCCGCUUCCAUUACCACCAACGAGGCCUCCGAUUUGAUGGGCCAGAUCCAGACUCUCAAGAACAAGGUCGAGCGUCUCCAGAUCUAG